Molecule: messenger RNA, 2157 nt
Organism: Coccidioides posadasii C735 delta SOWgp
Lineage: Eukaryota; Fungi; Ascomycota; Eurotiomycetes; Onygenales; Onygenaceae
Source: RefSeq, a predicted model, not a curated record
AUGAAAGCCCUCACAAAACGUGUACCCACGGCUGAUUCUCUGAGAGUUUCGCUCGCUGCUUCGACAGAAUAUGUCAAGAGCUGGAUUUCCUCUACCUCAACGGCCUAUGAUCCCCUGUAUUUUGAAAACGAAACCCCAAGGAAGCCGGCGGACGUAAAAGGAUGGCCGACAAAGCCUGGACCGUUGAAAAAGAGCGGGGCUGCGUAUUUUGUGCGUCUGGUCUGCGAUAUUCUUGCGGUUGCAGCAACGUUUCCAUUCCUGUUACUUGGGGUAUAUGCGGCGCAGAAGCAUGGGAAACCCGUGGUCGAGAAGGAAUGGGCCACAUUGCAGGAAUCCAUGAAAGUGGCUGUCACUUCGUUCCCGAUCGUUUUCUCUGCGGUGAUGGGCCGUAUGACCCGGACUGCUGCCACAUGGCGACUUGAACGUGGAGUUGAGCUCGGCCAAGUAGAGCAACUGUUUUGGAGUUCAACGGUCUUUAGCACCGUGUCGACGCAGUUUCUACUUGGCUCCUUUAAUAAGCUCACAAUUGGCCUCCUCGUCCUAUGGGCGUUAUCGCCUCUAGGCGGUCAAUCAUCACUACGUAUCGUUAGUACAGCUGCCCGGCCGGAGAUAUCCAAGGCUAAUAUAACAGUUCUCAAUACCGAAAAACUUUCAUUCUUUGAAAUUGGUGGCGAUAUACUAGCAGGGAUACCAACAUUAAACGGGUUAUAUCUAACAGCUUUGAUGGCUCCACACCAUUCCAAAGUAUCUCCCGCGGAUCUCUGGGGAAAUGUGAAAGUACCAUUAAUGUCAAGCUUUGGCUCCUCUAUCAAAGCUAAUUCCAGUGGAUGGUACGACAUUAACCAGCACGAAGUGCUAUAUUCCUCCCUGAUCGGUGUUCCCACCAUAGGGCUCUCGCAGAUAGGAAACAGCACCUUCAACAUGGAGACAUCUUACUUUGACAUCGACUGCUAUAAUCUAACGCAGGCCGAGCCCGUGUCCCUCGAACGAAACAUCACAUUUAAGACCCACAAGGACACUCCGCCACCUCGUGUCGUUCGCUUCCCAGGCGGCGCGUACAUCGGGUCAAAUGGCACUGAGGAUUGCUCAAAACACAACUGCCAGAUCUCGUUUUCUCUAGGAAUGAGCCAUUACGUUAAGGAUUGGAGCUACCCAAGCGGAAAUUCCACAUUAUUUCGUAAGGUUAAAGGGAACGAGGAAACAAUCCUCUCAUCGCCGCCAACGUUGCUUUUCCAGGCCAGACACUCUAACAAAACGGUUGCGUAUUGCGGCAUAAAGCGAGUCUUUGUCGAAUCGGCCGUUACAUGUGUCGGCGACCCGUCGCUCCUCCGCAAGCCCCAGUGCGCCGUAACUGCCACGCGAGACAGCCUCCGCCCGCAUGAGGCUUCAGAUAUCACUCCCUUCUUGUUUGCGGGAACGUUUAUAAACUUCUCUUCGCGUCUCGCCCAGUCAGCCGGCCAGGGCCACGCAGGCAUAGCAACGAUCACCGAACGCUACUUGAACAAUACCGAGAACCCACUCCUCGCCGAAGCUAGAGAAAUGGCUCUUCAUAACUUACCAAUAAACGCCUUCUCCCAGCGACUCACUCAAAUCAUAAACACAUACUUCCUUCCUAGCCUUCUACCAGAGGGUAUAGUCGGCAAUAUUUCUCUCGUUCUCUCCCAAACCCCCGUAUAUCAAGAGCAAUCUUAUGCCCACGAUUCGUGGACGCGGUCUGUUCUCGCCACCGUAAACACUCCCGCAGGUGGGAUCUACGUUGUCUCCGGUGGCUGGAUGACCGUAUUCAUCGUCUCGUCUUUGGUUAUGUUUGUUGCCGCGGUGUUGUCAGCCAUUGUAGCUCACAGAACGUCGAUCCCGGAUGUCCUAGGAUAUGUCUCGAGCUUGACGAGAGACGCAAUUUAUUUUCCAUUACCGAAUGGAGGUUCAAGACUGGAUGGGUUGGAGAGAUCGAGGAUUUUAAAGGAUCGCUUGGUGAGGCUAGGUGAUGUCCAGGGCAUGGAUAAUAGAGCCGGGCAUCUCGCGUUUGCUGAGGCGAAGGCUGCUAUGCCAGCAAAGAAGGGCAGGUUUUAUGGAUAGACAAUGCGAACACGACUUUAUGCUGCACACUUGAUCUUCAACUUUUAAUGACUUACACGAUCUGCACAAGACGGACUACUA